UUCCGGAAAUGGUUUGGGUAACUCUGAGCCAGGUCACAUGCUCAAUGUGUCUGCGUCAGAAGGAGACAGAGACUGAGUAGCACCUGCACGGUUCCGCGUACCAUUAUUCCAUCUGGAUGGGGGAGAAACAGACACAAAUCAUGAGUAGGAUCCCCUUAACACUGAGCCGUGUGGAGGAUGACAUAGGCUCGGCGGCGGUUUCUGAUUGGUCCAGCAUGAUGGCUGGCUCCUCAGGGCAUUGCCCUCAGCUGCUGCGGUGCCAGGAGGCGGACUCCAGCCGAGCGUGCGGGCGCAUGCUGUCGCCCAUCUACGGUAGCGCCCUGCCUCCCCAGGCCGCCGAGCCCGGCGCCGUCUGCAUCCCGUCGCCCUACGUGGAGCGCAGCCACGAUUUCGCCGGCCUGGCCCUGUACAGCCCCCCCGUGCUGGGCUUCGGCGGCACCGACAGCCCCUCCCCGCGGCCGGCCUUCCUCUGGCCCCCUCACACCCGCGUGUCCCCGCUCACCCUGCACUGCCACCAGUCCCACCACCCGCGCAGCGAGCCCUCCCACACCCCGUGGGCGGAGCCUAAGCCCCACUGCGCCCCGCCCAAGAGCAGCGAGCCCGAGGGAUGCCGGGCGCGGGACGGAGAGGAGCUGGGCGCCAGCUCCUCUGCGGGGGGUCCCUCGGAGAGGGUGGACGUGCACUUCUGCGCGGUGUGCGCAGACUACGCCUCGGGGUACCACUACGGAGUCUGGUCCUGCGAGGGGUGCAAGGCCUUCUUCAAGAGGAGCAUUCAGGGGCACAAUGAAUAUAUCUGCCCAGCGACCAACCAGUGCACUAUUGACAAGAACCGGCGCAAGAGCUGCCAGGCAUGCCGUCUUCGGAAGUGCUUUGAAGUGGGCAUGAUGAAGUGCGGCAUGCGGCGGGAGCGCGGGACCUAUCGGACUGGGCAGUUCCAGCGCCCGCCCCGAGCGCGGUGCUCCCGGGGGACCGGGACGGAGGCCUGCGUCCGACGGACCAGGGAGCUCGGCCCGUCCGUGCUCACGCCCGAGCAGCUGAUCUCUCACAUCAUGGAGGUGGAGCCGCCCGCCAUCUACCUGAUGGAGGAGGUGCAGAAGCCCUUCACCGAGGCCAGCAUGAUGAUGGCCCUCACCAGGCUGGCUGACAAGGAGCUUGUCUACAUGAUCAACUGGGCCAAGAAAAUCCCUGGUUUUGUGGAACUCGACCUAUUUGACCAGGUGCACCUGCUGGAAUGCUGCUGGUUGGAGGUGCUGAUGGUGGGUCUGAUGUGGAGGUCUGUUGACCACCCUGGGAAACUCAUCUUCUCCCCGGACCUCAUCCUCAACAGGGAUGAGGGCAACUGUGUGGAGGGGAUCAUGGAGAUCUUCGACCUGCUGCUGGCUGCCACCUCCAGAUUCAGGGAGCUGAAACUACGGCAGGAGGAGUUUGUCUGUCUGAAAGCCAUGAUCCUCCUCAACUCCAACAUGUACCUAGUCUCUCCUAACAGUGAGGAGGUGCUGCAGAGCCGGAACAAGCUGCUGUGCCUUCUGGACGCCGUGACUGAUGCUCUGAUCUGGGCCAUCGCCAAGACUGGCCUCAGCUUUCAGCAGCAGUCUGCCCGGCUGGCCCAUCUCAUCAUGCUGCUGUCACACAUCCGCCACAUUAGUAACAAAGGCAUGGACCACCUGCACUCCAUGACGAUGAAGAAGAUGGUGCCUCUGUACGAUCUCCUCCUGGAGAUGCUGGACGCCCAUAUAAUGCACAGCAGCCGCAUAUCCAACCCCAUCCCCCCUGGCCCUGGCCCUGGCCCCGCCCCUCGUGACAGCGGCCCCUCCCCCCAGCCACCUCCGGACCAUGGCCCCGACCACUUGAACCGUGGCCCCUCCCCCCAGACACCAGCAUCCGCGCGGAUGACCCCGAGCCCUACCUCCCCAGCCCUUGUAACCCAGAGCAUACCCAUGGCAACUUCUGGGAGCGUCAGCGUCGAGAGCAGCACUGUGGAGAGCAGUGUGCCAGAGACUCUAGAGCCUGAGUGUUUGGCUGACAUCCCACCACAGAAGGUCCCAACAACAUCCUGGGGUCGAGACUCAGGCCCGCCCUGAACCAACCCCACCUUACCCAAGAACCACCUGGGUUCCGUUGACCCACAGGAACCUGGGAGCUGGUGCACCUUCUCAAAACAAAGGAACUGUGGGGAACUGGAGGGGGGAAUAUCAAUCCAUUUGCCAUUUCUACAAAUCACCAAGGUCUUCUUUGUGAAAUCUGUCCUGUUAAUACAAAACCGAAUCCAUCCUUCAGCAGUCAGUGUGUUUCUCUGAUUCUCUGUACAUAGGCGAAAGCAGUGUUGGUUUCUAACGCAAGUAGAUGAUGCAUGUAUAACACCCCUCACCACUUUUGGACGAUGAGGCAAAUGAGGAAGUGUAUAGAGUUCACAGGCAUUUGUUAAAGUGUCUGUAUUAAGUUGGGGCAUUUAGUUCAGCUGCAAGAGGGCCAUGUACAUGCUGGUGUUUACUCCAGCUUGCUUCAGGGUAGAUGCUAUAAUCAGUGGUUAUUUACACAUUCAUUUAGCGUAGUCUCAGCUUCAAGUAUUUCAGUAUUUCCGCAUUCCGCAUUACACAUUCCUCCACUCUCGCUGGUGAAGGCCAGCUAAUGAAAAGGUCCUUCUCAAAUGUAAAUUCAUUUUUCUCCUUUUUUUAAAUGUAACAUUUAUUUUUUACGAAAAGAAUCCUCCCAAUUCAAAGUGCCUCUUUGCUUUAUAUAUUUUGAAUAAAUUAUUGAUUAUGACCAAAUUUGUGCACCUGUAACCGUCUGUCACAAAACAGCAGUAUACUUUUUCGGAAAUAUAAAAAACUAAAUUUAUGCAGCUAACCAAGUGACCCAAGCAGUAAAGGCUGUCAUGGAAUGGACUUUGACACCCCAGCCAUAACCCAGUCAGUAGGCUAUGUGUUUCUGCAUUUUAUCUCAAGCUGGAACUUAGUUCAGUGACGUAUUUAAAUUACUUUGAUUGAAAAUGUUCAGGGCCUGCCUUUGAGAGGAAAAUGCUCAGAGGCUUCUGAAUUAGUGCUUGUGCACUGUAGCAGUUGUUGACAGAGAAGUGAGAAAACAAAACUAAUGUGCGUCAUUAAAACUAAUGUGCAAAGAACGAUUGUUCAUGUUUUCACAUUCAUGUUUUUGGUGAUGUAUUUGCAAUGCUAUUCUUGUUCCAGUCGCCAGAUUUUAUAUAUGCGUAAAACUCUUAACCCCCACCCACCUCCCACCAUAAAGCCAUUCUAUUUAAGGAUCAAAUGCAAUUGGCCAAACAUGUUUAACAUGAUUGCUUGUCCGGAGGCAAAAGCCAUCGCGCCUCAGACAGCCUGUUGUUCCACUGCUCUGUCACCCUGUUUCUGAGUAGAAAAACUCCAGUUGCCAUAGCCACAGGCAGGUCUGAUGGCAUAAUCAGCAACAUAAUGGUAAUGUCUGAUCGGCUCGGUGCAUACAGCGCUGUGCCAGACAACUGCCCACCUCCUGUUCUCCCCAAAAUGUACACCCGCUCUCUUACUCUAGGGUCUGUUAAAGUCACAGAAAAACGUUGCGGGUACAGCAUGUCACAUAAAAACAUGGAGUAUGUGUGUUGUAUGCCUUUAAGAAUGGGUAAGAGAAUUGAAAUGCUACAAACUGCUAACAUUCCUGAUUAGCAUGAAUGCAAAAUUCUGAAUCUUUGAUUUGAAUAACACACCUGGAUAACAAGUUAAGGCUGUUCCUGCAAUGUUGCUUGUGACUUGAAGAGAACGUUCGAGGGGCAUCCAGGAAAGAGGACCAGUGUGCAUGCUGGAAACAUUUACCCUAGCUUUAAUGUUCCCCAGGGAAUGUUCUGAGAACCAAAACUGUUCACUAGGCCAGUGGCUGAUAUUGGGUCCCAAUAGUCCUCUGUUGUUCUGAGGCACCAAAUCAGUCUGUCACAAAGUGCUGGCCAUGUCAAAAAAAAACA
Molecule: messenger RNA, 3946 nt
Organism: Anguilla anguilla (European eel)
Lineage: Eukaryota; Metazoa; Chordata; Actinopteri; Anguilliformes; Anguillidae
Product: estrogen receptor beta-like
Exons: 10
Coding region: 117-2081 (654 amino acids)
Biological process (GO): cellular response to estradiol stimulus; regulation of DNA-templated transcription; estrogen receptor signaling pathway
Cellular component (GO): nucleus
Molecular function (GO): steroid binding; zinc ion binding; nuclear estrogen receptor activity
Source: RefSeq, a predicted model, not a curated record